Messenger RNA from Trypanosoma theileri, 756 nucleotides. RefSeq lists its product as uncharacterized. The record is from RefSeq and is a predicted model, not a curated record. The transcript has a single exon. Bases 1 to 756 code for a protein of 251 amino acids. NCBI's taxonomy places the organism in Eukaryota, Euglenozoa, Kinetoplastea, Trypanosomatida, Trypanosomatidae.
AUGUCCAUGUUGUCGUGCCGUGUGUUGUGUUUGUUGGCCAUUGUGCUCUGCUGUGUGGGUGUGGCUCAUGCUGAUCCUGCUCUUCCUUCACAGUUGGUGGAGGAAGCAAAAACAUUGGCUGAAGAAACUUCUAAACUUAAGGUGGAGUGCGACAACGCCGCCAAGGCUGCUCGACAGGCCGCGAAUGAAGCUUUUGUAUUUGCUCAUGUCACUAAGACUAAUCUCGUAACAAUUGCUGCUGACCCAAACGAGGUGGAGAAAACGAAGAGUGAAGGUCUUAAAUUUAUUGAAAAUACAACGAAGGCUGCAGAGGAAGCAGAAAGAGUGCGCGACGAAACUAUAACCAGUAAAGAUAAAGCGGAAGAGGCAAUCUUUCUUGUUUUUCCAGAUGCAGUAGAUGAUGAAACAGUACCGGAAGAAAUUGCGCCGUCAAUGAAUGCAGUUAAAGAUGCAGAACGCGCGAUUUCUACUGCUAACGAUGAUAUCGGCGCUGCGAAACUUCAUGCUGAGGAAGUGAAAAAUGUCCUGCAGCAACUCGACGCCGCAGUUGCUGCUGCCAAAGAGAGGGAGAAGGAAAAACAGGUGGAGUCUCAACCACAGCCACAGGAACAGAGAAACGAAACGUCUCUUCCACCCACGAAUGCUACAAUAACGAAUGGCACCAAACGAAAUGACGGCAGCAGCAGCCCUGCGUUACUGCGUGUUCCACUCCUGCUGCUGCUGCUCUCUGUGCUCAGCUGCAUGGCUGUGUGCUGA